Pelagomonas calceolata is the source of this 1411-nucleotide messenger RNA. The record is from the annotation of a GenBank genome assembly. Lineage: Eukaryota; Pelagophyceae; Pelagomonadales; Pelagomonadaceae.
UGGACAUUGCUGUCGAGUGUGUGCAGCCUAUACAAGGCCGGUGAGCCAGUCCAGGUUGCCUCAACGCGCUCAGAUAGCUGCACUUAUCACCCUCUUUCGUGACCGCAAAAAAAAGCGGCACUUCGCAAGCCCUGACAGCUUAUUUACAAGGUCUCGCCAGGUGUGCAGCAGCUGAGACGCCUGCCGACGCGACUAGCAACCAACAAGAUGGCCAGGCUAUUCGUAGCAACAAGCGCACUAUGCGCACAUGCGCUGGCACCCACGCCUUCGCGCGCGAGGCCCCGCCGCGCCACGGUCGCCAUGACCGCGACUGUGGCACCGCCCUCCCUCGAGGUCGGCGCCCAGAAUUUAGAUUGGCCGAACAUCGGCUUCGAGUACCGGCCGACGCGGUCGUUUGUGCACUACAGAUACAGAAACGGUGAAUGGGACGGCGGCGCGCUGGAGCCCGCCGGCUUGGACGCCACGGUACCCGUGUCAAUCGGCGCGACGGCUUUACACUACGGCCAGUCUUUGUUCGAGGGUCUCAAGGCCUUCGCGUGCAAAGAUGGUUCGGUAAGAUUAUUCCGACCGACGGCGAACGCGGCUCGCAUGGCGCGAGGGGCUGCUCGCACAUUGAUGGAGGCGCCCGACGAGGCGUUGUUCGUCGAGGCCUGCGCGCGCGUCGUGCGAGAAAAUUUGGACUACGUGCCUCCGUAUGGUUCUGGAGGCGCUUUGUAUGUCAGACCACUGCUGUACGGCGCCGGCCCGAGAAUAGGGUUGCAGCCCUCCGACGCCUACGACUUCCUCGUACUCGCUACUCCGGUCGGCGAUUACUACAAGGGCGGCCUCGGCAAGCCCGUCAAGGCCUGUGUCGUCGAGGAGUACGACCGCGCCGCUCCGAGAGGCGUCGGGUCUGUCAAGCUCGCAGGAAACUACGCCCCCGACCUCAAGCCGAACACGGAAGCGAAACAAAGUGGCUACCCCAUCGGGCUCUACUUGGACGCGGGGUCCAGGACAUAUGUGGAGGAAUUCAGCACCUCGAACUUUGUCGGUAUCUGUGGCGAGACGGGGAAAUACGUGACACCGCAGUCCGACGCGAUUCUACCGUCCAUCACGAACGAUUCAUUGAUGAAGCUCGCGGAGCGGUCGGGCAUGACGACCGAACGGCGGCCCGUGGCCUUCGACGAGAUCGCUUCCGGAAAGUUCUCGGAGGUCGCCGCUUGUGGGACUGCUGUCGUGUUGACGCCCGUUGGUUCGAUAGCAAGGGGUGGUUCGGAAUAUGAGUUGCAACAUAACACGGAGCCGGGGCCGACGUGCCUCGACUUGUACACGAGGCUGACCGACAUCCAGCGGGGCGACGCGCCCGACGAGGACGGGUGGACGCACGUCGUCGUGCCGCCGUCGUAGGCGAGUAAGAAGACUAAAAUGCGCC